AUGGACUGUAACUCUCAAGGAAACAAGACUCAGAAUACUCACACGAUCAGUGAUCAAUCCAAAAAUGAGGUUUCUAGUAACAGCGAACGAAGGAUUACCAUCAAAUUCCUUCAAGUAAAUGCCCAGAAGUGUAAAGCAGCUUGCUCGCUACUGGUUAAAACUGCGAGCGACAUGGACAGUGACAUAAUUACGAUCCAAGAGCCUUACACGAUUGAUAACAAAAUUGUCCGCUUUGGUAAAUGGCAAAUCUUAACGGGACAUACUCCCUCAAGGCCCAAAUGCGGCAUAAUAGUCUGUAACCCCAAACUGGACAUAGCAUUGAUUCCUCAUCUCUGCUCGGAAAGGGUUUGUGUUGCUAUCAUGCUACAGUCAAACCCCAUAUAUAUUAUGAGCAUCUAUUUCGCACCAGAUGAAAACGACGACGAUUCUGUAAGCGAACUAUCAAGCGUCCUAGAAAAAAUUGAAAUUGACAACAUCAUUAUUCUAGGCGACAUAAAUGCCAAAUCGGCAAUCUGGUAUCAUACCAAGGAAGAUAGGAGAGGUAGGCUGAUUGCCGAUUUGAUGGUCAGCCACGAUUUAAUUUCCACCAACAUGUCCACCCUCCCAACUUUCCACACCCCUCAUGCGGAAGGUUGGACCGACGUUUGCCUCGCCACCAAUAACCUCAGCCAAAGGAUUACUAAUUGUGAGACCAUUCUGACUCCCUCGGCCAGCGACCAUCGUUACAUCGCUACGGAAUUAACUAACAUAAGUACUUCUCAUGACAAGAACAGAUUCUUAACUAAACGUACCAACUGGGAGAUGUUCCGGGAACUCUUUGGGCAGAUGUGGAGGUCCAUUCAUUUUAGCCCAAUCGAUACGCAAGGGGAUCUGGAUGAUUAUGUCGAUAAAAUAACUACAGCGAUCCAAACCGCGGCUAAACUAGCAACCUCGACUAAACAAAGUAGGAAAAGGGAAACCUAUUGGUGGCUGGAGGAGCUCACGGAACUAAAAAAGAGAACUAACAAACUGAAGAAAAAAUUGCACAGAACGAAAAGUGAACAGGAGAAAGAAGCAAUCCGGAAAAAUUACAGGCAGACAAUUAAAAUUUAUUAA
Centruroides sculpturatus (bark scorpion) is the source of this 1095-nucleotide messenger RNA. RefSeq lists its product as uncharacterized. Lineage: Eukaryota; Metazoa; Arthropoda; Arachnida; Scorpiones; Buthidae. Gene Ontology annotation, molecular function: catalytic activity. The coding region runs from base 1 to 1095 and encodes 364 amino acids. The transcript has a single exon. The record is from RefSeq and is a predicted model, not a curated record.